UUGUAGCAAAACAAAACCAUGUUCUGUCCUGGUGAUACCACUGCUUGUUGCUGGUUUCCCCGCGACACCCUUACUGGAGCUCAGCUGUUUUUUCUCCCUGCGCGCGGUGACAAGCGGGUUGGACGAUGCUAUUGCGGCGUUUUAAAGGGAAAAAAGCUCAUGAGAGAAUAACAACAGAAGGCAGUGCAUCGCCGCUAGCGCCCCAGAUCAGUGUUUAUUAGUUUCAUCCGGAUGAGAUUAUUUGCUUGAGAUCUUUAUCGCGCGUGCACGGUAGACUCGGACAACGCAGGUACUUCGGGGGGAAUUGGGUAAAAAUGCACCUGCCGUGAGACAACGGAGCACAUGGACAUAUUUUCGCUGGACAUUAAAUCGGACAGUCAUAUCUGAAUAUUUCUGUCAACCCUCUCUUGUUACGCCGCCAUGGAGCAUUCACGGAUUUUAAUCUACAUCGGUUUAAUAUUUACUGGUCGCGGGGCUUCAAACCAACCCGAGUAUGAGGAUGACAGCUGAUCGCCCCUCCUCUCCCGGGACUUAAAUAAAAACGCGCUCCAUCUGAAUCCGCUGCCCUCGAUUGGAAGCCAGAGUCUCAGUUUCAGCUGUGUUCAACAAUAGAUGGAGCGCAGAGGGCUGUGACAUUUGGUCGAUUGCCACCUUAACCUUUCCCUGAUUAGGUUACCUUUACACUUGACAUUCCCUAAGAGGAUUUUAGGCAUUAGCCGAUGUCACAUUUUCACAGAAGGCCCUUUAAUUUAAUUUGUAGCCUACUCAUUUGUACAGAUUACAAGCAUCCCUUCCGCUCUGGAAGGAAGGGAUGCUGCUGCUCUGUGGAGAUGCUCUGUCCGAUCACCUCUCCACAUGAAAAUCACAUUUCUCUUCUUGCUCUUUGCGCUAAACCCAUGGACGGGGAUGAUCCUUGAGUAGCCGAUGAAAUGAUCAACGUCGCGGUGUCAGCAAAGGCUUGAGCUACAGGGGGAUUUGUGUAGAUUAUCGCAGGACUGCUAUUUUGCUCCCUCGAUCACACUCUUAGCUGAACUUUGAACGGCUUUUGAUGUGCAGCCUUUCCCCUGCUGCCCCAGCCGCCUGGAAACUCCAGCAGGCAAGCCUGUUUACAAGCCAGGCUAUUCAUCGAGGAAGAGGUGCGGGAGUCGGGUUGCAUUCAUAAGCAAUGACUGCCACAGAUGUGUUUGGACCCAGAUCCGAGGAUACCACGAGUUCGGCGCUGCUGUCACCCCGUGGACCCGCGGGAAUGAGACACGCUGCAAGGGUGUAGUUAAUACUCCCUGUUUGCUGGCCGGUCACAUGCUGGCGCUGUGACCGGGAGAGGAAGCCCCUCAGUAGAGCCGCGGUCUGCCAGAAACAAAACACAGCAGCGAGCGACUUGCCUACCUUACGGACCCGUUUUGACUAUCUACCGGGCGGCUACCCGGAGGAUGUUUGAGCCAGGAUGCUGCGCUUCCCCGUGAAGAAAAUCCGGAAGCAGUUCAAGCUCCUGCUGCUGCUGGUGCUGCUCACCUCCGCCGUGUGGUUCACCUACCUGCACAUCAACCAGGGCAAGACCAUCAAACUAAACUUCAACUACGGAAAAGAUGGAGAGAGACAGAUGGAGGGGACGGACGCCAGCCGUAAGAGGGACACUCGCUCCUCAGCCGGCCACCACAAGAGUGAGGACACCAGUGACAGCAGGGAGGAUGAGGCUGCAGAGGACGAGCCAAUCACAGGAGGGGUUGAUGGCAGAGACCAUACCCACAUCCGGAGGUUCCUCAGCCAGCGGCACAAGAAAUUGCCAUGGAAACCAGAGUAUAAGGGCCAGGCCAACCUGCAUGUGUUUGAGGACUGGUGUGGAUCCUCUGUAGCCCAACUCAGAAAGAACCUGCACUUCCCUCUCUACCCUCAUACCAGAACCACAGUGAGGAAGCUGGCAGUGGCUCCAAAGUGGAAGAACUAUGGCCUGAGAAUAUUUGGCUUCCUUCACCCUUACAGAGAUGGUGAUUUCCAGUUCUCAGUAUCGUCUGAUGAUAACUCUGAGUUCUGGCUGAGUCCUGAUGAGAGUCCUCUCAAUGCCAGACUGCUGGUCUAUGUAGGACAGCUGGGUACAGAGUGGACCGCCCCAGGCGAGUUCAGCAAGUUCAGGUCCCAGUCCUCCAAGUCUGUGCACCUAAUCUCGUCCAGACAAUACUACUUUGAGAUCCUCCAUAAGCAGGAUGACAAGGGCUCGGAUCAUGUGGAGGUUGGGUGGCGGCCAUUCCUCCCUGGUCUGAAAUAUGAAGUGAUAGACUCAGCCUACAUCUCCCUGUACACAGACGAGUCCACUCUGAAGAUGAACAGUGUGGACCACAUCCCCCAGACCUUGGCCAGUCACAUCCGUCUCCCAGGGGAGUCUCCACCUCAGGGUCUGGAGGGAGGCAGCAUAAUGCAGCAUGGAGCAGACAUGCUGAAGCCGGACCCCAGAGACACCUUCUACAGCACUCCUAUGAUCGACCCCUCCCGACUGGAAAACGUUCUUCCAGCCUGUCUCUAUUCUCCAACCUAUGUAGUCAAAGAUUUUCCCAUUGCCAGAUACCAGGGCCUGCAAUUUGUCUAUCUGUCCUUCGUUUACCCCAAUGACUUCACACGCCUCACCCACAUGGAGCGAGAGAACAAGUGUUUCUACAGAGAGUCCCCUAUCUACUUGGAGAAGUUUGGUUUCUACAAAUAUAUGAAGAUGGACGAGGAGGAAGAUGACAGACCGUUCUUCUUCCCCAAUCCAGAUGACUUCCUAGAGGAAGAGGAGGUGGUAGAUACAGAGGACGAGGCACAGAUCGUUGGCACGCAGCCGCCCAAGAAGCCCUCUCAUUCCAGCCACACCUCCAACCCUUCCCACCAGCACUCAAAGCCUGGGCCCACAACAGCUGGCAGAGAAGGGGAAGAAGGAGAGGAGGAGGACCCUGAUGAAGAGGAGGAGGGGGCAGUCAACAGUAUCAUACACCGCAGAGAAAGGAGACACUUUCCCCACGGACAUGCACAGAUAGCUAGGGAUCUGGACAAAGACUGGGGAAGAGAUCAUACAAGAGAAAACAUGAGACAGGAUACCAGGAAGGGACUUGAAGAGCCACAGCCCAGGGUGCUCCAGCCUGAAAUGGACAGUGUGGUCCGGGGUCGCUCCCUUUCUUGGAUCCGCACCGGUCCUGCAGAGUUGGGCCCUGGCAGGAAAGGAGGAGGAACAGAUGAUGGAGGUGGAGGGGAGAUGGAAGCUGAGACUCUGCCUAAACUGAGCAAAUCUUCACUCCUUUUCCCCCAAAAGUCCUCCCUCUCUGCCCUUGCUAGCCGAGCCAAGCAGAUCCUCAGCAACUCCGCCCAUAGCAACAACCCCAACGAUAACAACAACAAGCUCACUGGAAACAACAAGGAGAAGAGGGAGGAGAACAAGAUCUACAUCACCAGGCCUCGAUCUGCCAAGGAGCGGGAGAAGGACAGGGAGAGGGAGCAGCGCCGAGAGAGGAGGGAGGAGAGGGCAUCUCGCCGCCCUAGGGAGGUGUUCCCGGGGGUCUUUCUGUACCAAACUGGGAAAACCACAAGGCUAGUCAACCUGGGUGCUAAAGGACAUACUGGGGGAGGCAUAACAGGAGGUAGAAGUCUUGUUAGUGCCCCUCAGCUCUGGCCCAACCCCCCCACAAAAGAAGGUAAGACAUCUCCUCACAAUGGAAGCAUCAACAUACAGAAUGAAAGUGUGCAGAAGUCUGCCUACAGGGCAGCAGGGGCAAAAAGCAAGAGAAAAGGGGAGCACAGAGAUAUAAAGACUACUGUCACUGCUGAUCUACCCAGCAAAGGGGACCCACUAACCCCACUCUCCCAUCAUAAAGAUCCCUCUCCCCCUCAAGUUACCCUGCCAAGGUUUAACUCCACCGAAAACACGCUCCAAGGUCAAUCGCGGGUCACCUCUUACCUCAGGACAUCAGAGAUCACAGAGUCUCAGCAGCACCCAGACCUAGACCUGGACCCCAACCCGGUAGAACUCGACCAGAAUACAAACCGCUCUAGUCCUGACCCCGAUCCUGAUCCCGAGCCAGAACCAGAGGAGGGCGAGAUGUCAGACUACAGCUACGAGGAGGUCGAGGCCCGGCCAGGUUGGGCAGAGGAGAGCAUCAACUGGCAGAGGACCUUCUCAGUCAAUCCGAUGGACUUCGAGCUGCUGCGCUCUGACUGGAAUGACCUUCGCUGCAAUGUGUCUGGCAACCUCCAGCUGGCAGAGAGUGAGGUGGUGGACGUGCUGGCGCAGUACAUGGAGAAACUCAACGAACGCAACGCAGGGAUCUACACCCUGCUACGCAUCAUCAACGUUGAGAAGCGCCGUGACUCGGCAAGAGGGAACCGUUACCUGGUGGAACUGGAACUAAUGGAGAGAGGCCGCAGUGUGGUGCGUCUUUCAGAAUACAUUUACCUGCUGCUCCACCGCAGCAGGCAAGGAGAAGAAAGUCUAGAGAACACCGACUCUGCACCGGCCUCUGCACCAGCCUCUGCACCAGCCUCUGCACCAGCUUUGGCCCCAUCCGUAGCCACGUCCAGCCUCGCCACCCCACCACCCCCUCCAUUCACUAGGUCCCCCGCCCGGCCUGGAGCGACCCCCUGGAGCACUGCCUAUGCUAAGCCUCUGCUCUGCCAGCCAGUCAUGCUCCAAUGGAGGAAAGAUGUCAUGGUUCACUUUGUGGUGCCAGUGAAAAACCAGGCUCGUUGGGUACAGCAGUUUAUCUCUGACAUGGAGAAUCUUCACCGCCAGACAAAAGAUGACAAUUUCAGCAUCAUUAUUGUCGACUUUGAGAGUGAAGACAUGGACGUGGAGCAGGCGCUUAGAGAUAGCAGUGUGCCGAGAUACGAGUAUCUGAGGAGAGAAGGGAACUUUGAGCGCUCCGCAGGACUGCAGAUCGGAGUGGACACCAUUGAGGAUAGUCACAGCAUUGUGUUUCUGUGUGAUCUGCACAUCCACUUCCCUCUCAACAUCUUGGAAAGCAUCAGGAAGCACUGUGUGGAGGGACGCCUUGCUUUUGCUCCCAUUGUCAUGAGACUCAGCUGUGGCAGUUCGCCACAGGAGCCUGAUGGUUACUGGGAGGUAAAUGGUUUUGGCCUGUUUGGAAUCUAUAAGUCUGAUUUUGAAAAGAUUGGAGGGAUGAAUACAGAGGAAUUCAAAGACCGCUGGGGUGGAGAGGACUGGGAGCUGCUGGACAGAGUACUGCAGAAUGGUUUGGAGGUAGAGAGACUACGCUUGAGGAACUUCUUUCACUACUACCACUCCAAACGAGGCAUGUGGAACGCCCAAAACAAGAAAACUCCUAAGGGGUAGCGCCCCCUGCUGGUCACAGGACCCUGAACCUACCUGCAGAUCCACUGUGUGUGAGAGAGACCUGAAGGAGCUCGCUCACUGCCUGAACUCUGCCUUUUUUGAAACAGGCUCCUUUCAGGGACGCCUCUGUUUCGCCGUUGGCCCCACUUGUAUGCUUGUCUGUACAAGGAAACAGAGUCCAAAUCUGAACAUUACAAGCUAGACGUUUAGGCAGAUGGGCCUGAGUCAUCACUUUGCCUCACUGACUACUGUACAGAGAGAAGAGAGUCAUUUUUGUUCUCCUUCUCUCUGUCCUUUUUUGGUGCAAUGUUUUCAGACAGACUGGAAAGAAGCUGUUUUUGUGCGUGUGUCUGUGUGUUUGUGUGUAUGCGUGGGUAUGUAUAUAUAUAUAUAUGUGUACGUGGGUGUGCUGCCGCUUGUGUGUGCUUAUGAUGACAGGAGCACCUUUUUUUCUAACAAGGAGAUGUGAAGACGACCUAAGAUCUCUUUUUCUAACACACUCUCACAUGGGAGCCUAAUAGAAUGUGUAGAUUCAGACAUGGUGGCAUAGCUGAAGUAGAGGAACUCUGUCUUUGGUAAACAGUAUUUCUAAAUACAUCAACUGCUACCUGUUGGAUAUCACUAACCAGUAUGGCCAAGGUGUUGAAGUACUCCUGAUAAUAUGAAACAAAGAAAGUUGGUGAAUCAGAAAAACCCUUUUCCAAACACUUACUAAGAGGCACAUCAUCUUUAUAUCUCUUUCUGUCCAUCUCUCUCUCUCUCUCUCUCUCUCUCUCUCUCUCUCUCUCUGGAUCUCUUUCAAUCAAUCUUUCAGUCAAUCUUUCAACUCAUUUCUGCCUCUGGUCAUUUCAACUUCAUGCUAACUUAUAUCUGUUGAAUCGUUAUAUAUAGCCCUGCUGAUUUUUUGUAAUAUCAGAUUGAUGUACUAUACCCAUUUUAAUGCUCGUUAAUUGGUUGGACUUUUUUUUUUGUUUUGUUUGUUUUUGUUUCAUUAACUGAAGUUUAUUCUGCUGUUAGUUUUUUAAAAGGGGUUAUCAUUUGUCCUGACUGACUGUGGAUGCACUAACGUUUGGGGUGCUAUUUGCUGUUCUAAAACACUGAAUUUCUGAACACUUGUUUACACCUUUUACUUUUUCUGAUGGUAUCCUCCAUUCCCUCCGGAUCUCUAACCUCAUUGUCAACUGGAACACAAAACUGUAACAGGAGGGGAGCACAAUAGGUUUCUGACAUUUGAUUUAACACCAUUGUUUCAUGCAUUUUCUGAGCUGAGUAUUGCAUUUCAAAUAUUGGAUCUGAGGGAUUAAAACUCUAUCUCUCAUAUUAAAAUACCACAGGGACAGGGAAUGCUUAGCUAUCGAAAACAUCAACACUCUUCUUUUAAGCUUGUAUAAAGCUCCAGCAGAAGGGAGGGGAAGGGAGACCACUUCAUGGGUUGGACACAAUGUGGCAAGGCAUGGCUGUUUCACAAAUGUGUGCCUUUAUCAGGGUUUGGCUGCAGGCAGUUUUUAAACUACUAAUGGCGGAGGAGGGCAGGGACAGACAGAAACACACCGUUAUUUAUCAGCAGGCUGUAAUGUCAAUGUAAAUUCAGAUACACUGCAAAAGAGGGAAAUAUUCUCCUCAAUGGAUUACAGACACGUCAGUGUGUUUGUUUUAGGAGCAGGAGGGAGUGGUUGUUGCGAUAGACAGAGAUGGUACUAAUUACUACUACGUGAAAUCAGGAGGUGUGAUGGAGACUCACUGGCAGCUGCAGUUCAGCAGGACCCCACCUGCUCCCAUUAGUUUGGCUGGAGGCCGGGCUCCUAAUGCCUCUGUUUAUGCAACAUGGUACUUGUUUAUUGAUGGGCAGUGGCUGGAGGACACAAGACUGGACGUAUAUACCAGAAUAUGGAUGAGAGUUAAUGAUCUGUUAUUAACUAUGUGAUUGUCAAAAGACCCUACAGGAAAAAGGUCUAUUCUGUACGCCAUGUAACACUGACAGGAGACUAUUUAAAGAGCAAGAGAAACACAUUAAAUAUAAGACUAUAUAUAUAAGAAACAUAAAAAUUAAAAAUAGGAAUAUACAUUCCAAGGUAAUUUCUGUGAAAUUGUUUUGUAGAGAAAAGGU
Micropterus dolomieu (smallmouth bass) is the source of this 7421-nucleotide messenger RNA. RefSeq names its product beta-1,4-N-acetyl-galactosaminyl transferase 4a (gene b4galnt4a). Gene Ontology annotation, molecular function: acetylgalactosaminyltransferase activity. The record is from RefSeq and is a predicted model, not a curated record. Gene Ontology annotation, cellular component: Golgi cisterna membrane. Lineage: Eukaryota; Metazoa; Chordata; Actinopteri; Centrarchiformes; Centrarchidae. Bases 1445 to 5314 code for a protein of 1289 amino acids. The transcript is spliced from 20 exons.